This is a messenger RNA of Corvus hawaiiensis (hawaiian crow), 1511 nucleotides long. It is a transcript of the gene TSPAN1, whose product is annotated as tetraspanin 1. Bases 98 to 811 code for a protein of 237 amino acids. NCBI's taxonomy places the organism in Eukaryota, Metazoa, Chordata, Aves, Passeriformes, Corvidae. Gene Ontology annotation, cellular component: membrane. The transcript has 8 exons. The record is from RefSeq and is a predicted model, not a curated record.
CCCGUUAAAGGGCGGCACCGGCGGGGCGGUGGAGGCAGAGCGGGCUGGGUCCGGACGGGACGGAGUGUUGGGAUCUGCUCUGCGUUCAGGUGCAAAGAUGGGGUGCUUCACCUUUAUCAAGGUCAUGAUGAUCCUCUUCAACCUGGCCAUCUUCCUCGGUGGCGGGACCCUCCUGGGAGUUGGCAUCUGGGUCAAAGUGGAUGGAGAGUCAUUCCUGAAAAUAUUUGGGGCGCUCUCCUCUAGCGUCCUGCAGGUUGUGAAUGUGAGCUAUCUUCUCAUCGUCAUUGGUGCCAUCCUGCUGGUGAUCGGCUUCCUCGGGUGCUAUGGCGCCCAGAAGGAGAGCAAAUGUCUCCUGAUGAUGUUCUUCUCAGUGGUGCUGAUCAUCUUCAUUGCUGAAGUUGCUGCUGCCGUGGUGGCUCUGGUCUUCACAGGUCUUGCAGAGACAUUGCUGACAGGUCUGGUGACCCCUCUCCUGAAGGAGAGGUAUGGGGUGAACGACACAUUCACGCACAUCUGGAAUGCCACCAUGGAAGAGGUUCACUGCUGUGGCCUGAAUAACUACACGGACUUCAACAACUCCUACUUCUAUAAGACGUACAACAGCUACCCCAGGCAGUGCUGUGACAUGCUGGAGCCCUGCAACGACACGCUGGCUGCAGAAAAGGACAUCGAGGGCUGUUUCAAACAGAUCUUGGAAGAAAUCAAGACAAACGCAGGAGUGGCAGGCGGCGUGGCAGCCGGCAUCGCUGCCUUGGAGAUCGCGGCCAUGGCAGUUUCCAUGUACCUGUACUGUUGGCUGGAUGAGAAGUGACCCCCCGAGGCAGGAGGAUGACCUGCCAACCCCCAUGCCGGGGUGCACCCGUGGCGUGCCAUGCUCUCGGGGGGACCCCGUCCCUCUCUGGGUCUGAUGCUCUCCUGUGCACUGUGAUUUAUAGCUGUAUUUUGAUCUACUGAGCUGGGAUCUGUAGAGUUUGUGUAUAUUUUUGUACUGAUAUGGUAUAUGGAGUCUGUACAUAGAGAUUUGGGGUGGUUUUUGAUUGGGGGGGUUGUUGGGAGAAGCUGCUCGGUCCGUUUGGCUGAUACCAGCAAGUGAUAAAGCAGCACAGGGCUGAUACCAGCCGGUGAUGAAGGCAGUUCAGGGCUGCUGAUCUGCCAAUGGCACAGCAAUGCCUUGAUAAACUCCUGGAGGCGGGUGCUGUACCUCUCCCACGCUGUCCCCAUCGUGUCCCCCUGCAUCAGUUUUAGGUGGUAACUACACCCUCAUAGGGCAUGUAUCUACUCUUGCACCCAUUUUCUGCCACCCCUGGCCUUGUUGCCAUGUUGUCCCCUAAAAGAAGGGCUGGCUGGGUGCUGAUUGGUCUCUGCCCCUUCCCUGGCAUGAAGACAGCCCUGGUGGUCCCUGGCUCUGCAGGGGCUGGGGCUGCCCCUUAUACCCCCUGACAUUUUGUGCCUAAGCCCCUCUCCACGCUGUAAAGAAAUGCAAAUAAAUUUUUCAUCUUGGAUACAAAUUA